Molecule: messenger RNA, 327 nt
Organism: Mesocestoides corti
Lineage: Eukaryota; Metazoa; Platyhelminthes; Cestoda; Cyclophyllidea; Mesocestoididae
Source: the annotation of a GenBank genome assembly
AUGUCUCUUAGGGCCACUGCAAACCACCACCACCGCCUUACCUACAUCACUCCCCACCAAGCAACACUCCCACCACAACUGCAACCAUCAAGCCACCGACACUUACACACCCCUGCCCCACCCCCACCCCCGACGCCACAUCGCCAGGCUCUAACCAACUCACUCACGCACACACACACACACGCCGCCCAACACCAACAUCCUGCCGCCUGCACGCCACCCCCUCGCUUCUUUCCAUUUCUCAUGACUGCGCACCACCACAAACCACAAAUGAAGGUGAAUCAUGAGUCCGCGACACAAUUCCUUUCACGUGGGGGCGAGAACUGA